CUCACUUGACCCGACCAGACUAGGUAACUCUUUACUUUUUUUUAUCGUUCCCCUUGUAUUAUCCAUUACUGUAUUGCCCAUUGCACGUCGGAAACCUACAGUUAUUAAUAAGUUCAAUAUCAUCAAGCAAGCGUACGGAAUGAUAUAUGGUUAGCACGGUACGGCGUAAUAUGUAACUAGCCGUGACAUACGUCAACGAUAUCCAAAUGUACUUAGGUUAGGGAUAAGUUGGUUUGAAUAACUACCAGUCUGACUAUUAAAGUGUCUAUCUUAAACUCUAUUACUAUUUAAGAUGUAACUACCUACCUAUCUUUUGAUAACCUUGCUAAGCAGACGCACAAUCAAACGGUUAUUAGGUACAGUAUCGAUACACGAUAUUGCUUUGAAUUUCAAGUGGCUUAUCUCGUCAGCGAAGUUUACUAUGAUACCCAACCGUUAAAGUGAGGCUUGAUACCCGGAGAUACCUUGUAGCGAUAGUUUAAAGGAGGCUGGCUCAAGAAUGAUGUCGGUCAAGCUUUGACCAAUUAGAAUCAUACGUGGCUGCUGUUCCUCCCACAACGGGGUAUGGUUAAUAGGUACUACGCAAGUACCCAAUCAUGAUCUCCUGAACUCACCUACUAUUACAACUCCUGUUCUGAUACGAACGCAAUGCGUCGAACUCUUUACGUCUUGGUAUACCCAUCCCGCUUAUUCGCCGCCCACUGGUCCUUCUGGCUGCCUUACACCGAUGCCGACGAUCGGCAAUCGAAUACCGGCGAUCGCAUUCACGUAACAGGGGACCGUCUCAACGGGUUCCAAUAUGAAUAUAUCCGCAACUAUGACGUUUGCGAAGACGACAGAAACCCCAGUGCCUUUCCCAUCGGGCUGGUUUCUGAGAUGCACUUAACUCAAGCAAACAAGGACGAAACCGCUAUCUCAAGCGGAGAAGACCAGAGAGACUCGGAAAACAUCGUUUUCAAUUCCUUUGACGAGGCCUGUAGGGAAGUGCCAGCACCAGGGCCCAGCCUUAAUAAAGUGAACCCAGAUACUGGCGGCGUCGCUGGAUCCCCUCCUAAGAGGAUGGCAGUUAAAGAUUGCCAGUGGUGGGUGAAAGAAGCAACUUCGCGUUUGGUUCAAAGGGGAAUCCUGCUGCAAUUGGAUGAGGACCAUGAGGGAGAGACCCCGAUGUCAAGAAUUGAUACACUGCCGCGACACUGAUGAAGCUGAAUUUAGUACCUGACCUAACUGAUACAUACCCGUCCUACACCUAAUAGAACCUCAUUUACUCCUAGUACACAGAACAUAAAUACACAACGCCAGAAGAUACAACACUGCGAGAGUG
Molecule: messenger RNA, 1321 nt
Organism: Daldinia caldariorum
Lineage: Eukaryota; Fungi; Ascomycota; Sordariomycetes; Xylariales; Hypoxylaceae
Exons: 1
Coding region: 649-1197 (182 amino acids)
Source: RefSeq, a predicted model, not a curated record